AUGACCCUCACAAUUAGGAAACUGGAAGAACAUAUCGGGGCAGAAGUUCGAGGCGUUGACAUCACCUCGCCCAUUGAUGCCGAGACAUUUGAACAACUUCGCCAUGUGCUUUGCGAAUACGCGGUGCUCGUAUUCCAUGAUCAGGACAUCACCGACAAACAACAUGUUGCUUUUAGUAAAGGGUUUGGCCCAAUCGAACUGACGAUGGCAAACGACCCCAUCGGGGACGGAGGACCCAUCGGGAUCAUUUCCAACCUCGAUGAAAACGGCGAAAUCAUUCCGCCGGGGGAUUCGCGGACGCUUUAUACUGUCGCCAACACACUCUGGCACUCCGAUGGCUCAUUCAAGCGCGUGCCCUUGCGCGGCUCGCUGCUCUCUGCCAAGAUCAUACCGCCCGCAGGUGGCGAAACCGAAUUUGCCAGUCUCCCGCCGCCUAUGAGGCUCUACCCAAGCAGAAGAAGGCGGAUAUAG
Molecule: messenger RNA, 471 nt
Organism: Geodia barretti
Lineage: Eukaryota; Metazoa; Porifera; Demospongiae; Tetractinellida; Geodiidae
Source: the annotation of a GenBank genome assembly